Lodderomyces elongisporus is the source of this 933-nucleotide messenger RNA. RefSeq names its product Fe-binding Fe/S cluster assembly protein (gene ISA1). Gene Ontology annotation, biological process: iron-sulfur cluster assembly. Gene Ontology annotation, cellular component: cytoplasm; mitochondrion. The transcript has a single exon. The coding region runs from base 1 to 933 and encodes 310 amino acids. NCBI's taxonomy places the organism in Eukaryota, Fungi, Ascomycota, Pichiomycetes, Serinales, Debaryomycetaceae. The record is from RefSeq and is a predicted model, not a curated record. Gene Ontology annotation, molecular function: 2 iron, 2 sulfur cluster binding.
AUGAUUAGAGCAGUACCCCAAAUCACUAGAGUCAGAGUAUCUCAAAGAGCUCAACAAAACUUCACGACUUGGGCAAGGUCAUUGCUGAUACAACAACACCAACAACCACAACAUUCACCUUCUUCAUACCAACUACAUGCUUAUCAGCUUACACCUCAAACCACCUCAACUAGCACAAGUAACAACAACAGUAAUAAUAAUAACAAUAGCAAUAGCAACAGCAGCAACAAUACACCUAAAAAGCGGGAAUUGUCUAAGUACCUGUUACCACUAAACACCAAGUCUGCAUCACAACAAUCUAAUAAAGAGCAAACAAACACACCCUCAACACAGCCACCACUGCGAAGACCAAGGACUGCCAGGUUUAAGAAAGAAACUAUCCCAGAUUUCAACAAUGUAGAAGCAACAUCAACAAACACUCCAUCAUCGGCAUCACCUUCUUCUUCUUCUUCUUCUUCUUCUUCUAGUUCUACUACAACAACAAUUGCACCCGAACCGAAACUCAAAACAGAGCCAGUAGUUAAUGCUGAACCAAAAUCUACACCUGAUUCUGAAUCUACAACAAAUGCAGCACCAAAGAAACUCAAGAAAAGAGUUUUGAAACCAAGAAAACAACUCAUUACUUUAACACCAUCUGCUAUCUCACAUCUCGAGGGAUUAAUGAACCAACCAACACCAAAGUUAAUUAGAAUUGGUGUGCGAAACAGAGGAUGUAGUGGAUUAACCUACGACUUGGACUAUGUUGAAAAACCAGGCAAGUUUGAUGAAUUGAUUGAGCAAGAUGGAGUCAAGGUCCUCAUUGACUCUAAGGCAUUGUUUAGUAUUGUUGGUUCAGAAAUGGAUUGGCUAGAUGAUAAAUUGAGCUCGAGGUUUAUUUUCAAGAACCCAAACUCAAAAGGAACUUGUGGAUGUGGUGAAAGUUUUAUGGUGUAA